AUUAAACAACAGAAGAAGAAGAAGUCCAGCUAACAGUUAGCAGCUAGCAGAAGCUAAUGUUUACAGAUGCAUAGUACUAGUAGCGGAAAAGUGACAAAUACGUGACUUUUAUAUUAUUGUUGUUAGUAAAUGUAAGUCCCACUAGUAGAAUACACUGGGUCUGUACCAGCUGAAGACACUUUAGUUAUGGAGAAAAGCUUCAGUCAGUGGAAGAGUCAGUGUCUGGACAAACUGGACCAGAGUAAGAAGGGCAGUGUGGAUGAGGACAUCACCCACCUGGUGUCACUGCUCAACGGCUGCGAACAGUUCUUCACCACCAGCUCCUGCUCCGGACGGAUCAUCCUCAUCGACGGGGCUACAGAGAGUAGUGAUGUCCAGAAACAGAACUGUGUUUGGCUGUUUGUCUCACACCAGAAAUGCAAAUCUGAUGACCUGAUUGAAGCUCUUUCCCGGUCCAGUGGAGACGCUGUGUUGAAAUUUGAACCCUUUGUUCUUCAUGUUCAGUGUAGGAAACUGGAAGACGCUCAGCUGAUGCACUCCGUUGCCAUCAACUCAGGUUUCAGGAACUCUGGACUCACUGUCAGCAAAACUGGGAAGAUCAUCACGGCCGUCCGGAGCACUCACGGUUUGGAGGUUCCCCUGAGCCGCCAAGGAAAAGUUGUAGUUGAACAUGAGUACAUUAAAUAUUUAAGUGAAAUUGCCAAUCAGAAGAUGGAGGAAAACCUCAGACGCAUAAACAGGUUUUACCAGAAUCUCCAGUCUGCUCUGGCGGCAGAGAAACUCCAAAAACUCCAAAUCCCAGGUUCUCCUGUUUCACAGCACACAACAAACAAAGACAGCUGGAACAGUCAGGAGACACAAAACAGGAAGAAAAAACAAGAGGAGACAGAGAAAAGGAACAACGGCGAAGUGUACAGACGAAGGCGGAAAAGGGAACAGCUGAAGAAUGACUGUUGCCACGGUGACGAGGACAGCAGUCUCCCAGAACUGGACGAGUGUCUGGACCUGUUUACAUAAAGAGCUGCCUUUCUGUCUGGAGUUCUGCUCAUAUGUCGCACAGUUAAAGGACUCUCUUUUUAGCUUUACUUCAACGCAUGGAAUCCGAUAGGACUGAGAUCAUCUAGAACACAGGUGUCAAACAUGCGGCCCGGGGGCCAAAUCCGGCCCACCAAAGGGUCCAGUCCAGCCCUUGGGAUGAAUUUGUGAAAUGCAAAAAUUACUCGAAGACAUUAAC
Sphaeramia orbicularis (orbiculate cardinalfish) is the source of this 1234-nucleotide messenger RNA. RefSeq names its product tRNA-yW synthesizing protein 3 homolog (S. cerevisiae) (gene tyw3). Lineage: Eukaryota; Metazoa; Chordata; Actinopteri; Kurtiformes; Apogonidae. The transcript has 6 exons. The record is from RefSeq and is a predicted model, not a curated record. The coding region runs from base 187 to 1017 and encodes 276 amino acids.